Messenger RNA from Oncorhynchus masou masou (cherry salmon), 1525 nucleotides. Its product is annotated as zinc finger protein 648-like. Gene Ontology annotation, cellular component: nucleus. NCBI's taxonomy places the organism in Eukaryota, Metazoa, Chordata, Actinopteri, Salmoniformes, Salmonidae. Bases 1 to 1524 code for a protein of 507 amino acids. The transcript has a single exon. Gene Ontology annotation, biological process: regulation of transcription by RNA polymerase II; urogenital system development; embryo development. The record is from RefSeq and is a predicted model, not a curated record. Gene Ontology annotation, molecular function: DNA-binding transcription factor activity, RNA polymerase II-specific; RNA polymerase II transcription regulatory region sequence-specific DNA binding.
AUGCACUACGUUUCCCACAUGCCCUCAGAGAAUGUAACAGUCAGCACUACUCACAAAGUGGAAAGUGACUCUAACCCAUCUGAUAAUGACGAUACCGACUCCCUCUCAGGUAGUAGCUUCACCGGGAUGAUUUAUUUAAACCCACAAACACCUACCUGGACUCUAGCUGAGAAGUUUACUGAACUCAACUCUGGAGAAGACAAGAGACUUUCUACCUAUCAGGACCUCUGUGGUCCUCCAGGUUCACCCACGGCCAUUGAACAUAAUAUUCCCAAUAGGAGAGGCUCUACUGGCGUGUAUGGGGUCUACUCAGACUCGUCACAACAAGAGGAAGGCAACAUCAAGAAGGUUUCUAAAAGGAGACCGCAGAGGAAAGUGUCAAGCGGGAAUCCUUCCGAUCUGAAGCUGCGUCUGGUGAGAGAGAUCAGGCCCAAACCCAACGAGGCUCUGUCUGAUGUGCAUUGUGAUGUGCGUGAGAUCUUUGAUGUGUGUGGGAAAAAUGGAAAUGAGAAGAGUGGAGUAUCACUAGUAAUUCCCCCUCCAUUAAACAAGGCUCUGGCCAUGAUUGAUGCCUGUGAGAAGAAUAAGGUGCCUAUAGUGUUUACUGCCAUGAAGAAACGUGGAGUAGAGGGAGACACAGAGAACCGGCCCUAUAAGUGCACUCACUGCAACUGGGCCUUUAAGAAGUCCAGCAAUCUGCAGAGUCAUCUGGAUACUCAUAGUGGCCUGAAGGCUCAUGUGUGUGACCUAUGCGGCAAGGCCUAUUCCCACCAGGGCACACUGCAGCAGCACAAGCGCCUGCACACCGGAGAGAGACCGUACCACUGCCCCUUCUGUGACAAGACCUACAUCUGGUCUUCCGAUUACCGCAAGCACAUCCGCACGCACACCGGAGAGAAGCCAUACGUGUGCGAGACCUGUGGCAAGGACUUUGUGCGCUCCUCGGACCUGCGGAAGCACGAGCGUAACAUGCACACCAACAACAAACCAUUUCCAUGUACGCAGUGUGGCAAGACCUUCAACAAGCCGCUGUCCCUGCUCCGCCAUGAGCGGACCCAUCUAGGCGAGCGGCCCUUCUGCUGUUCCGUUUGUGGGAAAGCCUUUGCCGUGGCCAGCCGCAUGGCAGAGCACCAGAUGGUGCACACCGGGGUGAGACCCUACACCUGCCUGGUCUGUUCCAAAUCCUUCACCAAGUCCUCCAACCUGCUGGAGCAUCAGGCCAUCCACAGCGGCAUCCGCCCCCACAAAUGCUCCCAGUGCAGGGUGCCGUUCGCCAUGGUGUCUCGCUUGGUCCGUCACCAGUGCGUCCAUACCGGAGAGAGGCCCUUCAACUGCACAGGCUGCAGCAUGUCCUUCAGCCGCACAACUGCUCUGAAGUGCCACCAGGAGCAGACGUGUGCCGGGAGGAUCUUUGUAUGUGUGAAGUGUGACAAGGCUUUUCAGUGUGCCUCUCAGCUCACUGAGCACAUGCUGAGCCAUGACUCUACUGUUGCUGCUUCUGCUGUCGGAAACACAGACGACUGAU